AUGAGAUCGUAUUCGAGUCCAUUUCAGUUUGAGAAGGCUCGUUGGCGGUCGCAACGCAAGACAAUGGAGCGCUUGAACGAGAUUGAACCAUCACCGGCAUCGUGCACAUACAUUCUUCCUCGUGCCCAGAGCAACGAGAUCUUCUCCGCAAUCGUCAUCAGAUCGGCGCUAAUGGGGGGCACACCCGUCGUCUUCUGCCGCGACGAGCAACAAGUCGCCAAGAAUUGUCGAAACACCCUCGACACAGGUGCGCGUUGCUUCAUUGGCGGCAUGGGAUGCUUCACUUUUCGGGAUCUCCUGAAGUUAGUUGAUACAACACUGCCUACGGAACUUCGUACUUUGUAUCGACAAGAUGUGCUUCGCCGCGAUCGACAAGACGACAAUGCGACACAUCGAGCCUUUGGUUUUGAGACACUUGACACUGUCAUACGGCUCGCGCGUGUUGGCAAGAUAGAUCAAGAAGGGGUCAUCAUACUCUUCCUUUUUGGCGAGAUGCACGACGCAAUUCAAAUCGCGAGCUACCACAUGCUGAACGGGUUCUUAUGCUCUUGCCCGUUCGAUAUGCCCUGGAGGGAUGGACGAAAUUCGCGGAGUCCCAACCGCGCAGUUCUCCCAACAACUUCCUCAGUCCUCAGACUCUGGAUGGCAUCUAUCGAGUGGUCGAUGGCUACAUUGCACUUGUUCGGAAUUAUCGGAACUAUUGGCCGCAAAAGGCGUUCAUUCCCUGGAGACACGGGACCGAGAUGGUCGUACACUUCUUUGGAACAUUGCGCAAGAUUGUGAACGAGUUUGAUGCUCUUGACUUCCUCCAAGUACGUCUUCCUCCUUGACAAAUUCCUUGCAAGACUGAACCUAUCUAGGGUUUUCCUUUCCUCAGUCAUAUGCCAAAGUCGAGGUACUACAGCGUGCGAUGCAUCAACUUGGCACAGAUGCGGCUGGCUCCGCGCAAGGUUACCAUCACACAUACCAAAACCUGCACAACCUCAAUUUGACUGCGCUCGGUACCUAUCAGGGCGAUGGCGACAUCGAGGCCAUCGCCCAUGAAGCUGCGCAUGCGGCAAGCGACAUUCUCAAAGGACUUCGCAUGUGGGACAUCAUCGAGGAAUGGGACAUCGAGAAACGCAAGCAAGCUCCUCUCCCUGACAUCCUGGUCGAUGGUUAA
Molecule: messenger RNA, 1162 nt
Organism: Microbotryum saponariae
Lineage: Eukaryota; Fungi; Basidiomycota; Microbotryomycetes; Microbotryales; Microbotryaceae
Source: the annotation of a GenBank genome assembly